This is a messenger RNA of Fusarium coffeatum, 621 nucleotides long. RefSeq lists its product as uncharacterized. NCBI's taxonomy places the organism in Eukaryota, Fungi, Ascomycota, Sordariomycetes, Hypocreales, Nectriaceae. The transcript has a single exon. The record is from RefSeq and is a predicted model, not a curated record. The coding region runs from base 1 to 621 and encodes 206 amino acids.
AUGCAAACGGUCACAAUCCCCCUGGGCGUUUUCAUUACCCUUAUUAUUCUUAUUGUCCUUCUUAUUGUAAUUCUUGUCUUCGUUUUUACUCGGCCUUAUUGUGUCGAACCAUCUGAGCGUGAACCAGACGAAGCUGCUCUAAGACCUCUAACCGAGGCUGUCAACCAGCCGAGAACAUCUGACAUAAGAAUACUGAAUUCAGCAUCAGACAGAAUACUUUCUAAAGCUCCUUCUCCCCAAUGCAAAGCACCCCCCCGGGCUCCUACAAAGUACUUGGGGGUCCCUGUUGUUGCCCUUGCCGCCGAUGACAUUAUGGAAGCCCGGAAAUGGAUGGCUAAGCGAGGUAUAAGGGAAGGGUCUAACGUCGACAGUUGGGCCGGCGAAUACGAGCUUACGUUGGACCCGCAGCCAAAUGACAGAGUUCAAGGCGGUAUUCUACUUCCUAGUCUAAGCAAACAGGCUCGAAAGAAGUGGAAAGAAUCAGGAAAGCCUGCCAUGGUGGAGGGAAAGGAUCCUGUCGUUGAGAUUGAGGAAUGGGCACCGAGCCUAACAUACCCCUUUACUGCUCUACUGGCAAGGGUGACUAGUAAAACCAAAGUCUAUGAGACAAAACUUGUUUGA